Molecule: messenger RNA, 1105 nt
Organism: Rhincodon typus (whale shark)
Lineage: Eukaryota; Metazoa; Chordata; Chondrichthyes; Orectolobiformes; Rhincodontidae
Product: trace amine-associated receptor 1-like
Exons: 1
Coding region: 32-1072 (346 amino acids)
Biological process (GO): adenylate cyclase-activating adrenergic receptor signaling pathway
Cellular component (GO): membrane
Molecular function (GO): trace-amine receptor activity
Source: RefSeq, a predicted model, not a curated record
AAAUACAGAUGAGCUUUUGAAAGGAAAUGCAAUGGACACAAAUCUCUCUGAGGCAACAGAAACUGUUCAAUGCUGUUAUGAAUUUGUAAAUGGAUCUUGCCCUAAAGCAGCCCGAUCAAAUGGCCUUCGGUUUACAAUGUAUAUAUUUAUGCUGCUAAUAAUUGUCUGUACUCUUAUUGGUAACAUGUUACUCAUUAUUUCAAUUUUGCAUUUCAAACAGCUUCACAUAUCCACCAAUUAUCUUAUUCUUUCUUUGGCUACUGCUGACUUUCUGUUGGGCUGUUUGGUUAUGCCUUACAGCAUGGUGAGAUCCGUAGAAAUGUGUUGGUAUUUUGGACAAUUGUUUUGCAAGAUUCAUUCCAGCUCUGAUAUAAUGCUCAGCACAGCUUCAAUAUUACAUUUGUGUUUUAUCUCUGUUGACCGUUACUAUGCAGUGUGUGACCCACUGAGAUACAAAAUAAGAAUUACUUUCUCCUCAGUGCAGAUGAUGAUCAUCGUCAGUUGGGCUGUUUCAGCUAUUUUUGCUUUUGGUGUAAUAUUUUUAAAAUUAAAUUUAAAAGGAAUGGAUGAAGUUUACAACAAUAACUUUGCUUAUUAUGGAAACUGCAUACUUAUAUUCAGUGAAAUAUCAGGGCUGGUUGCAUCAAUGGUUUCCUUUUACAUCCCAGGAAUUACCAUGCUGUGUAUUUAUUCUAAGAUUUAUUUUGUGGCAAAGAAACAGGUCAGAAAUAUAAACAAAAUAGCAAGUCAAAUUCAAAAUAUCAAAAAUAGCAAAACUAGAUUUGCACAAAAUAAUGAAAGAAAAGCUGCCAAAACCCUAGUUCUGGUUAUGGGUGUAUUUUUGAUUUGUUGGUCUCCAUUUUUUAUUUGCAAUACAAUAGGUGGUUUUGUCAAUUAUUCAAUCCCUCCUGUUUUGAUCGAUGCUUUUGUUUGGUUUGGUUACUUGAAUUCUAUGCUUAAUCCUAUAAUCUAUGGCUUCUUCUUUUCCUGGUUUAGAAAAGCUGUAAAAAUAAUUUGCAAGGGCCAAAUAUUUCAACCUGUUUCUUCGAGAAUGGACCUGUCCUGUGACUAAAGUACACAUGAAAAGGAGACAGUGGGUACAGUA